CAUGCGCGCGUGCGCACAUCCGGAGAGAUUAUCCAAUCACAUAAAAAACGCGAUGAGAAUGAUGAGAACUUCGCAUUAGAGGUUGAUAAAUGAUAAUUAUACACGCGCGCGUCGAUUUUGUGCGUAUUACUUUGUGUAAAUCCACCUGGACAGACCUUGACACUUAUGCCGAUAAAAGAGGAGAUAGAAGGGGAAAGAAAGACGAAGAAAGAAAAUAUUGACACAUAUAUGUGUACGAUGUAAUAAGAUGUGAUUUAAUAGUCAUUUAAACGUCAUUUAAACAAAAACUUCCGGACUUGGAUAAACAUCUGUCUAUGCUCUAGAAAAUACGAUGUGCAAGAGCUAAGUACAUUUAUUUAUUCCUUCGACCAUCACUUUCGAAUUGCACUGUAAGUCAUGAUACCUAUGCCUGAGAUGUUCGACGAGAACGUUUGAGAAUUGCUUCGAAAAACUUUGAACGCUCCAUCACGGAAAUGACAGAGACACAGAGUGAUUGCAUAUACAAUUCGAUAAUCAUGUAUUACGAAGAACGGGCUAAGAAAUGCCAGACAUUUCUACGUCACCCCAACGUUCGUACAUGUAUCCUCAAAUUUAAGGAGCAGCUUGCCCACAAUCCAUUUCUGCAAGUGGCUACCUUCAUCGCAAUAGCGUCGCUGUUGACACCCGUCCUCUUGUUUAUCAUGUUCGCUAUUAUCAGUGGUGUAUUUAUAUUUAUUGGUUUCAUGAUGGUUCAAGUGACAGUAUUGGCUAUUGGCGCAAGUAUUUUAAGUUGUGUACUUUUCUGCAUCGCAAGCACUAUUGUAAUGGUAGGAUUAUUUAUCCUUUUCGUCUAUUACACGUUAUAUUAUACAAACCACGCGUUCAAUCUUUUGAUAUGUACUAAAACCUGAGUUGUGUAUAAAGACUUACAUUUCUAAUAAGUAUAAAAAAGAAUAAGAAUAUAAAUAACACUUAAAUAGAACAAAAAAAUGUUUUUUAAUGUUUGCCAUAAAUUAAAGAUAUAUUUAGUGUAAUGUGCAAGACCAUAUCCAAAUAUGGAGGUAUUAUA
This is a messenger RNA of Temnothorax curvispinosus, 1048 nucleotides long. RefSeq lists its product as uncharacterized. The coding region runs from base 474 to 890 and encodes 138 amino acids. NCBI's taxonomy places the organism in Eukaryota, Metazoa, Arthropoda, Insecta, Hymenoptera, Formicidae. The transcript is spliced from 4 exons. The record is from RefSeq and is a predicted model, not a curated record.